AUGGUCCUCGACGAUGGCUCUCCGCAGGCAGGGCGCUAUUCUGAGAAUAAUGUCUCAGCCAGCUCUCCAGCCCAACAAUCCAUGGCCGCAAACCCCGCAAUGGCUCGCAACUUCCACCUGCGAGUCAAACCGGAGCUAGUCGUGCGGCCCGAUCUUUUCACGAUGGUUUUUGGAUUUCUAGGGCCCUCGAACUGGGCGCGCAAUGUUGCAUACACAAUGAUGGAGCGUGUGGAGAACUCCUGGCUUCUGACGGGCCGCGCUAUCACGCAGGAUGAGCUGGACGCCUUCACCACCCACUCGACGCGAACCCUAUACUAUCGGCGAUUGGGCGUACCUAUCUCGUCCUUCAUCGGAACAGCAUAUCUGUACAACAAAUUUCGCAAGGAUGCAGGUUUGCCGUCAAACGCCAGUCCCCGGGCUGUUUUUACAUUCCUCCGCAAAUACGCGUCCGUCGAUAAGGCUGGUUUCCGGUCCAUGAUCGCUUCGUCUGCCUUCAAGAUGCUCUUUAUAACAACCGCCGGUGCAAUUGGCUCCGGCUUCGCCGCUCUCUACUCAGAGACCAAAAGCGUGAUUUCGGAUCCCCGGCUGAAGAACUUUGUGGAGGAUAUGCGGGGGCAAAAGCCUGAGGAAGUACGACAACGCAAGCUCCAGGCUGCGAGCGAACGUAUCCGUCGCAUGCGUGGCGGUGAGAAGGAUAUUGAGGGUUACAUUUUCGACGAACUGAAAGCUCCUGGUUCUCACCCGGAGCAGAAUGACCAGGACCAAUAUGCCAAUGAUAAUUCUGCAUCCGAAACUGCGUCCCCCGGCAACGAUAUGAAAUACAACACUUCUCAAGAUGUUCAGCAGCGCCCCAUGCCCGAAGCCCCACGCCGGUCGUGGGGUUACGGUGGCGGGGCCGGAACACAACAGGGGGGAACCGACGAGUCUUCUGCUGACCCUGAUUUCUUUUUCGGCGGAAAGAAUGACGAUGCCAGCCCCACGGCCCCGGAGUACCGGAAUACCAAUCCCGAUGGUUCGCCCAUUGGAAGUGCCUGGGAACGUCUCCGGCGACAAAAUGGUGGACAGAGUUCCCAGGCCGCUGCUCCCCGGCAACCUCGGCCGCAAUGGGGCCAGCAGCAGGACUCCCCAAACUCACCGACUUACACUCCUUCUGGCGACCGGGACCAAUUCGACUAUGAUAGAAGUCGCGAGAAGGAGCAGGCACAGGCCGACUUCGACCGGAUGAUGGAUGCCGAGAGGAAUAUUCCCAACGACCAAUCGUCUCAGAACCGGGGCUGGUGA
Messenger RNA from Penicillium canariense, 1281 nucleotides. Its product is annotated as putative endo-1,3(4)-beta-glucanase. The coding region runs from base 1 to 1281 and encodes 426 amino acids. The record is from RefSeq and is a predicted model, not a curated record. The transcript has a single exon. Lineage: Eukaryota; Fungi; Ascomycota; Eurotiomycetes; Eurotiales; Aspergillaceae.